GCUUGCGUACUCUGCUGCGUCGCGGUGGUGCCGCUGGGUCUGUAGGUGGAGCAUUUCUAAGGUUGUCGGCAUCGCCUGGUUGAGGAAAAGAUGGUCAACGUCUUGAAAGGAGUGCUUAUAGAAUGCGACCCCGCCAUGAAGCAGUUCCUGCUGUACUUGGAUGAGUCGAAUGCCCUGGGAAAGAAGUUCAUCAUCCAAGACAUCGACGACACGCACGUCUUCGUGAUAGCGGAGUUGGUUAAUGUCCUCCAGGAGCGAGUAGGUGAAUUAAUGGACCAAAAUGCGUUUUCUCUUACGCAGAAGUGAAAAUAUUAGAUACUGGCCACUUCAGAAUUCAGAGUAACGGAUGCGAGAGAGACUGUCCCCAUUUAGUAUCUCGUGUGAUGAGUCAGACUUGGAGAAUUGCUCAGAAGCGUGCCACGGAGAGACUGGGGUAUCCUUUGUUCGGAAGAAAGCGCCCGAACUGGUUUUCUUGUUCUGUCUUUGUCAAUACGUGUGCCCUCAAAUUAAAAAAAAGUCUUAAUGGUUGGCUAUAA
Molecule: messenger RNA, 536 nt
Organism: Phyllostomus discolor (pale spear-nosed bat)
Lineage: Eukaryota; Metazoa; Chordata; Mammalia; Chiroptera; Phyllostomidae
Gene: GTF2H5
Product: general transcription factor IIH subunit 5
Exons: 3
Coding region: 91-306 (71 amino acids)
Biological process (GO): transcription initiation at RNA polymerase II promoter; transcription by RNA polymerase II; nucleotide-excision repair
Cellular component (GO): transcription factor TFIIH holo complex; transcription factor TFIIH core complex
Source: RefSeq, a predicted model, not a curated record